UUGAACAUUCGAGAUCCAUCUGUUUCAGCAGUGCGAAUUGUCUAUAUCUAAGAUAUUUCAAACUUACGUUAUAACUUAUUUUCAACAACAUUAAAUAUUAAUUAUUUAAUAUCGAGAAGGAUGGCUUGGUGCUUCAGUGAAGAAGAUUCUUUCCUGCGAGUGUUUGAUCUUGGGUCCAAGGAGAAAUCCAUGAUAGUAACAGGUUUAAAGAAGGGACCGGCCAAACAUUUGCUUACGUCAAAUGCUGAGGCAAGAGCUAAACUAAGGACUAUGGCUGCCGUGGCUGACCUCGAUGAGGUAAUGUGGGCACGAAUAGAGGCACUUGCCAGCCAGUGGACAGACGUGAAGCCGAUGAAGCAGACUGCCUUCACACACUUCGUUACCUUGGAUGACAACAAUAAGGGGAGGUUGCUGACGGUAUGGGAGGAAUUAGGAGUCAAAAGUUAUCAGAAAGAGCUGAACAGACUCACGGCAAGAAAGAUGAAAGCUGCAGUAACACCAAACACACAAGAUGAGAAAACGGGCAAUACUGACAAUGAGAAUGAUGAUUGCAAUACAGCUACAAAUGGUUCAGAUGAACGUACGCACAGCUUAACUCAAGAGGAGUUUGACAGAUUGAAGGAAGAGAACAAGAAUAAAGAUAUCAUGGUGAGAAAGUUGCAAGAAGAAAAUCAGCAAUUAAAGAUUGACAAUAAGGAUCACCUUAAAACAAUAGAAAAACUAAGAGAUGAAGUAAAAAAGGUAUGUAAAACGUUGUUAAUCUUUUGAUGAUAAGCAUUUUGUUUCCACAUUAUUUU
Mercenaria mercenaria is the source of this 797-nucleotide messenger RNA. RefSeq lists its product as uncharacterized. The record is from RefSeq and is a predicted model, not a curated record. NCBI's taxonomy places the organism in Eukaryota, Metazoa, Mollusca, Bivalvia, Venerida, Veneridae. The transcript has 6 exons. The coding region runs from base 121 to 768 and encodes 215 amino acids.